This is a messenger RNA of Volvox carteri f. nagariensis, 2442 nucleotides long. RefSeq lists its product as uncharacterized. Lineage: Eukaryota; Viridiplantae; Chlorophyta; Chlorophyceae; Chlamydomonadales; Volvocaceae. Gene Ontology annotation, molecular function: acyltransferase activity. Bases 1 to 2442 code for a protein of 813 amino acids. The transcript is spliced from 16 exons. Gene Ontology annotation, cellular component: membrane. The record is from RefSeq and is a predicted model, not a curated record.
AUGACCGUUGGCCCGUUGGUGCAACUCGACAUGGAAAUCCAGCUCAUUAAGCCGACCGGAGCAACGAGUGAAGAGUCUUAUGGCAAGCUUUUGGUUUACCUGCCAGGGACAGAUGGUACGGGUCAGGCGAUUCUCCCGCAAAUCCCGGCGCUGCACGGCCUGGGUUACGAUGUAUGGUGCCUCUACAUGCCCCCGGAUGAUCGCUCCGACUGGGAACAGCUAACAACCCAACUGACGCUGCUGCUGCGCCAACUACUGACGCACUGGCAGGCGGCUGCCACGGCGGCACGCCAGGUUGCGACACCUCGCAUUACUAUCGUCGCCGAGUCGUUUGGCUGCUGCCUAGCGUUGCGAUUGGUGGCGUCAGGCGCUGGGCCGGAGCUGCUGGACCGGCUGGUGCUGGUGAACCCAGCCACAUCCUUCAACGACUCACUGAGUGGCCUGUCGUCGUUGAUUGCUGCCACCAAUCUGCUGUCCCUCUUUCCGAGGGACUGGUACGCAGUGGCCCAGAAUACCUUGCUGCCCCUCCUAGUGGACGGUGAACGGGUGGACGAGGCCAACCAAAGGCUGCUGCAAUCCAUGAUUCUUAUGGAGCCACCUCCAAGUAACCAAAGCUUCGGCUUCGGAGCUGCCAGGCCGCCAUAUCCGGCCAAGGGGCCAUUGGCGUCGGCAGCGCAGACUGCGCUCAAUGGCGGUGCGGCGACCGCCGCCAGCGCUGCCAGUGACGGCAGCGGCGCACUUUAUUACGCCCCAGCUGCUGCCGCAAACUUCAGAGCCAACUUGUUGCGGAGUGGAGACCCCGGAGAGGAGGUGUUGCGAAAGGUGGAGAUGCCUGUGCUGCUCAUCACCUCGGCCAGGGACAGAUUGCUUCCGUCCAUUGUGGAAGGUGCCCGUUUGGAACGUGUUCUCCCGAACGCUAGGCGGUGUAUCCUGCCGGACAGCGGCCAUGCGGCACUACUGGAGCGCGGAAUCAACCUGGCGGCUACCAUGCAAGCGGCUGGCUUUGCCGAUGAUGUUGUUUUGGCGCCGGUCCAGCCGACAUCAGGCGCAGGCGCGACUGUAGGGACUUCGGCCGUUGCGGCGGGGCCCCGCCGUAGCAAGCUCCGGGCCGAGGCUCCGGUCGCAGGCGCGGCUCCAGAGCCUAAGGCAGCCUCCGCAGCUCCACCGGUCGCAACAUCGAUUAAUGCAUCCAGUGCUCGGGAGUCGUUGUCCAUUGCCAGCGACACGAGUCAUCCUUCGGAAGCUGCUCUUGCAGCGGCGGUUCCAAGUGGAGCUCUGGUGUCCGCGAGUGGAUCUGUAUCCUCUGAGCUGCCGAUGAGGACAGGGCAGGAACGUACGGCUGCCGCCAGCAAUGAUACCGCACCCGACGGCGAUCAAAAAGGCAGCAGCGGUCGGCGUGGCGGAAGCCGGAGGUCCACUAUUGCCGAAGGCGGGGGAUCAAAGGUCGCGGCCAAUGAGGAGCACCCGGCGGCGGCGGACGUUGACAGCGCGUUUGAUGAGUGGUGUCAAAAGUUGGCGCCAUGGCGGGAUGUGGUUUCUCCAGUGGUGCUGGGCUUUGAACACUUGCCGCCGCCUGGCUCGCCGGCUUUCUCCCGUCCGAUGCUUUUCGUGGGUAACCACCAGAAGAUGGGCUUCUAUGACACACCUCUUCUAGUAUACGAGUUGUACGUACGAGGUUACAGGGUUCGCGGCCUGGCGCACCCGGGUCAUUGGGCGGGACCCUUCGGCCGCUGGUUUGAGAGCUUUGGCUCCGUGAAGGCCUCGCCCAUGGCCGCCUUCCGGCUGCUCCGGGCGUCCGAGAAGGUGCUGCUGUUCCCCGGCGGAGCCAAGGAGGUGGUGAAAAAACGGGGCCAGGAGUACAAGCUGCUGUGGAAGGAGAGCCCCGACUUUGUGCGGCUGGCUGCCAGGUGCAACGCUCUCAUCGUGCCCUUCGCUGCAGUGGGUGCAGACGACGCUUACGACGUGAUCAUGGACACGGACGAGGUGAUCGCACACCCUGUGCUGGGUCCCCUCACCACAGGACUGCUCAGCCGCGUCAGCAACGCCCUGGAUCCCGUGGAGUCCAUUUUCCCAAUAACCCGCAUGCCAGUGGUGGGGCUGCCGACGCCCAUCCCCAUCCCCAACCUGCAGCGGCUCUACUUUCAGUUCGCACCACCUGUGGACCCGCGGGCCCUAGGUACCAACAUAAACGACCCGCAGCAGGUACAGGAGCUGUAUGACAACGUGAAGGGAACGGUCACGCAGUGCAUGGCCGAGCUGCUAGCUUUCCGAGACGCAGACGAGGAGAGCCAGGUCUCGACCACUGAGGUGUUCCGUCCUCGAGCCUCUGUGGCCUUUAGCUGGACACAACCCACACUCCCGUGCCAUGGGUACCAAAAGUCCUUGGAAAGUCCUUGUGAAAUUGGGGCGAAAGGGCCGGACCCCAGAUGCAUGGCUCUAUAA